Molecule: messenger RNA, 5371 nt
Organism: Benincasa hispida (wax gourd)
Lineage: Eukaryota; Viridiplantae; Streptophyta; Magnoliopsida; Cucurbitales; Cucurbitaceae
Gene: LNO1
Product: Nuclear pore complex protein
Biological process (GO): RNA export from nucleus
Molecular function (GO): structural constituent of nuclear pore
Source: RefSeq, a predicted model, not a curated record
UUCCAAUUAUUUUCAAACCUACAAUAUUUAUCAGCUUAACCCGCCCGAAGGUACUUGGAGUGCGAUGCUCCUAAAACCCCAGGUGGAAGAAAGUCGAUUGCUUCCAAAAACCUUCUGCAGAGCUUCUCUCUCUCGCUUCAGAGAAGCCCUUUGCAAUUCAUGGCUUCCGUUGAUUCGCGACCUUCAACUUUAAUUCCAUUAGAAGACGCUGGCGAAGGAGAGCAAGUUGUAAGGAACGAUUUCUACUUCCAAAAGAUCGGCAGACCUGUUCCCGUCAAGCUCGGCGACUCCAUUUUUGAUCCCGAAACCCCUCCCUCUCAGCCUCUUGCUCUCUCCGAGAGUUCCGGUCUCAUCUUCGUUGCCCAUUUGUCUGGGUUUUUUGUGGUGAGGACCAAGGAUGUAAUUGCUUCGGCCGAGGAGAUAAAAAACGGGGGAACUGGUUCUUCUGUCCAGGAUUUAAGCAUUGUGGAUGUUUCCAUCGGAAAAGUUCACAUUCUAGCUCUUUCCACGGAUGAUUCCAUUCUUGCUGCCGUCGUAGCUCGUGAUAUUCAUCUUUUUUCAGUCCAGUCGCUGCUUGAUAAGGCAGAAACACCCUCUUCUUCUUGUUCUAUAACUGAUUCCAGUUGCAUCAAAGACUUCAAAUGGACCAGAAAGUUGGAAGAUUCUUAUCUGGUUCUUUCAAAGCAUGGACAGUUAUAUCAAGGAUCGGCUAAUGGCUCUCUUACACAUGUAAUGCACGAUAUUGAUGCUGUCGAAUGCAGUGUGAAAGGGAAAUUCAUUGCUGUGGCUAAAAAGGAUACUCUUACCAUUUUCUCACACAAAUUCAAAGAACGACUAUCCAUGUCACUCUUGCCGAGUUCAGGGAAUGGCGAAACGGAUACAGACUUUACAGUGAAGGUUGACUGUAUCAAGUGGGUUCGUGCUGAUUGUAUCAUCAUGGGAUGCUUUCAAAUGACUGCAACUGGUGAUGAAGAAGAUUACUUUGUCCUAGUUAUCAGAAGUAAGGAUGGAAAAAUCACUGACGUUUCUUCAAACAAAGUUUUGUUAUCAUUUCGUGAUAUACAUUCAGGUUUCACUCGUGACAUUUUGCCUGGUGAUAGUGGGCCUUGUUUAUUGUUGAGUUAUUUGGAUAAAUGCAAGCUCGCAAUUGUUGCAAACAGGCUCUAUAUGGAAGACCAUAUUGUGUUGCUUGGUUUGUUGCAAGAGGUUGAGAACGAAGUUGCAGUUAUUAAUAUUGAUAGAAAUACCUCUCUCCCGAAGAUUGAGCUUCAAGCGAAUGGUGAUGAUAAUUUGGUAAUGGGGCUGUGCAUUGAUCGAGUUUCUCUUCCUGGGAAGGUGAUAGUUAGAGUUGGAUUUGAAGAUAUGAGAGAAGUCUCGCCAUAUUGCAUCCUUGUGUGUCUUACUUUAGAGGGAGAUCUCAUUAUGUUUCAAUUUUCUAGUGUCAAUGAAACAGAAGCUCCACAUGAGACCGUUCCUGCUUGUGAUGAGGAGGAAGAUGAUAUAAUAGUGCCUGCUGAUGAUCGGUCUCAACUCUCUUCUGAAUCAAAGAAAGAGUUUAGAGAAGCAAACAAUGAUCUUAAGAUGCAGGUUAUGGAAAAAAUCGCAAUCAGUAGUGAGAUUCCUGGGGAAAAAAUUAAAAUUUCAAACGACAUCAAGUCUUCUAAUAAUGAUCAAAGUCUAGUAUCUAAAAUAGGUGAGAGUGCAACUGUUGGUGCAGAGAGUAAUACUAAAAGCCGGAAAGCAGAUUCUUUCAUUUAUUCACAAUCAUUGAAGUCUUCUGUCCUGGAGAGAUCCAACUACGAGAUUGGGAACUUUGACAAGCCUGUUCAAAAAUUUGGUCUCGGGCCUGUUUCUAUUUCAGGGAAGUCUGUGGAUGUGCAUAGCCAGCCCUUUCCCAAUGUAAAAGAAUCAACGAAAAAAUUGGGGUCAACUGGCUUGUUGGCUGCUUCUGAGUUAUCCAGCGAUAAAGCUAUAUUUUUAAAUAAAAUUGAUCCCGUAUCUUCAGUCUUAAUUCCAAAUUCUUUUCAAAGCAGCAAAACUGAGAAUUAUGUACCAAGUUUUGGUACAGCGAAUUGUUUCGCAGGUUUUGCUGGAAAACCUUUUCAACCGAAGGAUGUUCCAAGUACAUUAACACAAAGUGGGAGACAAGUAAUGGGAGGUGCUGGUAAAAUUGAAUCUUUACCAGUGAUACGUAGCUCACAAAUAUCAUUGCAAGACAACUUGCCGGGGAAAAUUUCUAAUGAGAAACAUGAUGGUUCAGACCGAAGUUACAGCAAUGCCCCCCUGGCAAAACCAAUGAAAGAAAUGUGCGAAGCAUUGGACAUGCUUCUGGAGUCUAUAGAAGAGCCGGGUGGGUUCUUGGAUGCCUGCACUGCUUUCCAGAAAAGCUCCGUUGAAGCUUUGGAGCUUGGCUUAGCCAGUCUUUUAGAUGAAUGUCAAAUAUGGAAGAGCACAAUGAAUGAACGUGCGCAGGAGGUACAAAAUCUCUUUGACAAAAUGAUACAAGUUUAUUUGGUUUCAGUUUUGUCAAAGAAGACAUACAUUGAAGGUAUUGUUAUGCAAGCUUCCGACAGCAAGUAUUGGGAACAAUGGGAUCGUCAAAAGUUGAGUUCAGAAUUAGAGUUAAAGCGACAACACAUCUUAAAGAUGAAUCAGAAUAUGACUAACCAGUUAAUUGAGUUAGAAAGACAUUUUAACGGCCUUGAAUUGAAUAAGUUUGGUGGAAAUGAGGAAAGUCAAGUGAAUGAAAGAGCUCUUCAAAGGAAAUUUGGUUCUUCGAGGCAUAGUCAUUCAUUACAUAGUUUGAAUAACAUAAUGGGAUCUCAAUUAGCAGCAGCUCAACUUCUUUCUGAAAGUCUAUCAAAACAAUUGGCUGCACUCAAUAUAGAAUCACCCUCUUUAAAAAGGCAGAGUGUCACGAAGGAAUUGUUUGAGACUAUUGGACUUACUUAUGAUGCUUCUUUCAGUUCUCCAAAUGUGAACAAAAUUGCAGAAACUUCUAGCAAGAAGCUGUUACUUUCUGCUGAUUCUUUUUCACAUAAAGAUACAUCGAGAAGAAAACAGUGGAGUGGAACGAAAAAUUCUGAAGCAGAAACUGGGAGAAGGAGAAGAGAUUCACUCGACAGGAACCUGGCUAGUGUCGAACCUCCAAAAACAACUGUUAAGAGGAUGCUUUUGCAUGGAAUACCCUCCUCUGAUGAGAAACUAUUUCGGUCUCAUACACCUGACGGGGCAGCAACAGUUGCAUGGCCAGCUAGUCGCUUAACAUCAUCUAUGUCAUCAUCAUCAUCCAAAAAUGCAGGACAUGACUCUGAGAACCCAGCAACUCCUUUUAUGUGGGCUAGCCCUUUACAACCAUCAAAUAUCUCCAGACAGAAAUCUCAACCAUUGCAAAAAACUAAUGCUACAGCGCCAUCACUGUCGGUAUUUCAAUCAUCACAUGAAAUGCUGAAAAAAAGUAAUAAUGAAGCUUUCAGUGUGACUUCAGAAAACAAAUUUACUGAAAAGUCGAAAGCUUCUGAUUUCUUCUCAGUCACUAGGACCGACUCUGUUCAGAAAUCUAAUACAAACCUUGAUAAAAAACCAUCCAUCUUUACAAUAUCAUCUAAGCAGAUGGCGACACCGAAAGAUUUUAUUGAUACCUCUAAUUUGGACAAUCAGAAGACUGCUAACUCAAAGGAGAGGCAUACAACUACAAGUCCACUUUUUGGAUCUGCAAAUAAACCUGAAUCUGCAUCUGUUGGUACGAUGUCUUCUCUGGUUCCUACUGUUGAUGAAGCAAGAAAAGAAAAAAGGUCACUGAAGACGAUUUCACCAUCAGUUCCAGCACCAACACCAGCACGGUUCAAUAGUCCUUCAAGUUCAUCGACUUUAUUUUCAGGAUUUGCUGUAAGCAAACCUCUUCCUAGUUCUGCUGCUGCUAUAGAUCUCAAUCAACCUCUUUCAACAUCAACCCAAUUGAACUUCUCCUCUCCAGUUGUUUCUGUUUCUGAUUCCCUAUUUCAGGCAACUAAGAUGGUAUCAACAUCAUCUACUCUAUCUUCCUUGAAUCCUAUAUUGGAGUCCUCAAAAAAAGAGCUACCUGUUUCGAAAUCAGAGGGUGAUACUGAAAAGAAAACACCAGCUUCAAAGCCUGAGUCUCAUGAACUGAAAUUUCAGCCUUCUAUAACACCUGCUAAUAAAAAUCAUCUAGAGCCAACUUCGAAAACCCAGACAGUUCCCAAAGAUGUUGGAGGACAGAUUCCAAAUGUAAUAGGGGAUGCUCAACCACAACCGCCAUCUGUUGCUUUUGCUUCAUUACCUUCACCAAACUUAACUUCUAAGACUUCUGGUAAUGGUAGAAAUGAAACUUCAAACGUGACGGUUACUCAGGAUGAUGAUAUGGACGAGGAGGCUCCAGAGACGAUUAACAAUGUUGAGUUUAAUUUGAGCGGCUUGGGAGGAUUUGGAAAUAGCUCUUCCCCUAUGUCAGGUGCUCCUAAACCAAAUCCAUUUGGUGGUUCAUUUGGUAAUGUGAAUGCAACCUCAAUGACCUCUUCCUUUACUAUGGCAUCUCCUCCUAGUGGAGAGUUGUUUCGGCCUGCAUCGUUUAGCUUCCAGUCUCCAUUGGCUUCACAAGCAGCAUCACUACCCACAAAUUCAGUUGCAUUCUCUGGUGGCUUUGGCUCUGCAAUGGCUACUCAAGCCCCUUCGCAAGGUGGGUUCGGUCAGCCUGCUCAGAUUGGAGUAGGGCAGCAAGCACUUGGUAAUGUUCUUGGUUCAUUUGGGCAAUCAAGACAGCUUGGUCCUAGUCUCCCUGGAACUGGUUCAGGAUCCCUUGGCAGUUUUAGUGGUGGCUUUACUGGUAUGAAACCGGUUGCAGUUGGUGGGUUUGCCGGUGUUGGUUCAAGUGGUGGUAGUGGUGGGUUCGCUGGUGUUGGUUCAGGGGGUGGUGGCGGUUUUGGUGGUGUUGGUUCGGCUGCCGGUGGUUUCGCUGGCACAAUCUCAACUGGUGGUGGAUUUGCUGGUGCUUCCGCUACAACGGGAGGUUUUGCAGGUGCUGCAGGCGGUGGUUUUGCAGGUGCUGCAGGUGGAGGCUUUGCAGGUGCUGCAGGUGGAUUUGGGGCGUUUGGUAGUCAGCAAGGAAGCGGCGGUUUCUCUGCUUUUGGUGCUGCUGCUGGUGGAGCUGGAGGAACUGGAAAACCUCCUGAGCUUUUCACCCAGAUAAGAAAGUAGUUUCAUGUUCACUAAUGAUAGGCAGAGGGUAGAAUGUAUAUUUAUUUUUGUUGUAACACCAGUUUUCAGCUUCUUCCUCUGUUUUUGGGGUCUUAGAAAAUCUUCACAUUAUUGAUUCAGGCAUAUAUAUGUUUUUAUUUUAUUUUAUUUUGAAUUA